This is a messenger RNA of Panthera uncia (snow leopard), 2152 nucleotides long. RefSeq names its product zinc finger protein 134 (gene ZNF134). NCBI's taxonomy places the organism in Eukaryota, Metazoa, Chordata, Mammalia, Carnivora, Felidae. Gene Ontology annotation, molecular function: DNA-binding transcription activator activity, RNA polymerase II-specific; RNA polymerase II cis-regulatory region sequence-specific DNA binding. The coding region runs from base 331 to 1605 and encodes 424 amino acids. Gene Ontology annotation, biological process: regulation of transcription by RNA polymerase II. Gene Ontology annotation, cellular component: nucleus. The transcript has 3 exons. The record is from RefSeq and is a predicted model, not a curated record.
CCGGUGUCUUCCCCGCGGCGGACAUUUUGUCCGCUCUCGGUGGGCCGCUCGGACUAGAACCUCGGGAUCGCUGGUUCGGCCCGGAGUGACGGAAGCGGGAGGACACGGGAGGAGACUCUGUGCUCGCCGCAGGGAGGCUCGGCGGUGGCAGCGCCCGCGAAGGCUCCGCUGCCCGCGACGGCGGCGCGCGGGUCCCGACCUGGGACUCCUCACGGCCCCGUAUGGUCCUCCAGAUUGUGAUGGCGGCCGCGGUUGGUGGAUCCGGCCUAGAUUUUUUGUGGUUGCUGAACAUAGCAGGGGAAAGAACUCUGAGUGCCUGACUGAGAGGUCAUGACUCUAGCCAUGGCUGGAGGGACGUGGACAGGCCCUGGUUAUUGGUGCGCGGCGAAAGAUGAAGAGGCACCUUCUGAGCAGACCGUUUCUUUAGGAGUCUCCCAUGAUAGCAUUUCCAAGGCAGGUUCAUCAACCCAGAUGGCUCACCCUUGUGACAUUUGUGGCCCCAUCGUGAAAGACCUCUUACACCUGCAUGAACACCAGGAAAUAUGCCAAGGACUGAAACCUUACACCUGCGGGGCGUGUGGGAGACGGUUCUUGUUCAGUGCAAACUUUCACCAGCAUCAGAAGCAGUACAGUGUAGAGAAACCUGUCAGAAGAGACAGAGGCAAGACCUCAUCUGGGAAGAACUGUAGGGUUUGUGAAGAACCUCACCUGUCGGGAAAGCCCUUUCUGUGUGAGGAGCAGUGGAGCCUCCAGGCCAGUCUGGGCAGUCACCAGCGACAGGCCACCCACAGCAAGAGGAAGAGGAGGACUGGGAGCGGGGAGGCCUCUCACAGCGGACAGAUGCAGUACAGCUGCAGCGAAUGCGGGAAGGCCUUCAACCGCAAAGACACGCUUGUCCAGCACCAGAGAAUCCACACCGGAGAAAGGCCCUACGAGUGCAGCGAAUGCGGGAAGGCCUUCAGCCGCAAAGCCACACUUAUCCAGCACCAGAGAAUCCACACCGGAGAAAGGCCUUACGAGUGCAAAGAAUGUGGGAAAGCCUUUAGCCGCAAAGACAAUCUUACUCAGCACAAAAGAAUUCACACCGGAGAAAUGCCUUACAAGUGUAGCGAGUGUGGAAAAUACUUUAGCCAUCACUCCAACCUCAUCGUACACCAGAGAGUUCACAAUGGAGCGAGGCCUUAUAAGUGUAACAACUGUGGGAAAGUCUUCAGACACAAAUCCACACUUGUUCAGCAUGAGAGCAUCCAUACUGGAGAAAACCCUUACGUUUGCAGUGAUUGUGGGAAAUCCUUUGGCCACAAGUACACCCUCAUUAAACACCAGAGAAUUCACACUGAGGCAAGGCCUUUUGAGUGCAUCGACUGUGGGAAAUUCUUUAGUAGAAGCUCUGACUUUAUUGCACACCAGAGAGUUCACACAGGGGAAAGGCCAUUUGUGUGCAGCAAAUGUGGGAAAGAUUUCAUCAGAACAUCCCACCUUGUUAGGCACCAAAAAGUUCACACUGGAGAAAGGCCAUACGAGUGCAACGAAUGUGGGAAAGCCUAUAGUUUAAGCUCCCACCUCAUUCGGCACCAGAAGGUUCACACUGCAGGACGGCUUUAGGAGUGCUUUCGACACAACAGGACUUGUGUGGAGAGGGGCUUUGUGAUUGCCCUUGGAGAGGAAGACGCCAGUCAGAUGUUGAACCUCAUGUAUCUGAACAUUAGCACUGGGGAGAGACCUUAAGGAUGCCAGGUACAGGGACACUUUCAUGGGUUGCGUUGCACUUGCAGACCUGCUCAGGUUCCUUGCCAAAUUUGCCACUCAAUGUCUGUGGCAGAAACCAUCUCAGUUCUACCACCUUCGUUUCUGUAUGUCCUCAGGGACACCUCCAGUCUCUGGAGGAAAUUAUGAGAAUCCUGAAUUGAAUGGGGUUCCUCAUUCCCUCCCCACUGACUGGUAAAGGUGUGGACCUCACCCAUCUUUAGCCAAGAGGACCUGAGCUGUGUUCUGGAGGCUUACAGAAGAGCUUUACUUUCUUCAUGGACAUUGUUGGCCUCAUGUGGUACAUGUGACACAUUUUUCUCCGAGUCACCCCACCUGGAGAACCACUUGUCUUCUGUUGCUCUGGUCUCUGUGAUAAUAAAGACAUUAUUUAAACCAUCGUUAA